Monascus purpureus is the source of this 1677-nucleotide messenger RNA. The record is from the annotation of a GenBank genome assembly. Lineage: Eukaryota; Fungi; Ascomycota; Eurotiomycetes; Eurotiales; Aspergillaceae.
GAAAAAGUAGGGCUGUUUGACGUUGAUUUUUUUCUAACACUCUGAUCAAUUCUCUCGGCUCUUUGUUUAUCAUUCCUUCUUACCUUUUGACCUUAUCUGUUUUCAAUUGCAUUGCACAUAGAUUAUAGAUUGCACAAAACACUGUUAGGAUGGCUGCUGCAAGAGAGGUCAACAACAAUGUCACAAAAGAGACAGUUAAAACCGUCCCAGGUGAUGGCAAAUACGACAUCAUCUGCGUUGGUUUUGGCCCUGCUGCCCUAGCCAUCGCCAUUGCAUUGCGUGAGAACCGUCCCAUCUUGGGUAACAAGAAGGUACUCUUUCUUGAGAAGCAAUCCAAGUUUGGGUGGCACACAGGGAUGCUUCUUCCCGGGUCGAAGAUGCAAAUCUCUUUCAUGAAGGAUCUGGCAACCAUGCGAAAUCCACAAUCCCACUUUACGUUUACCAACUAUCUUCACCACAAGGGACGUCUGUCACAUUUCAUCAAUCUGUCCACCCAUACACCAUUUCGGGAAGAGUUCAACGAUUACAUGAAGUGGUGUGCGUCACACUUCAAUGAAUGGGUGCAGUACAACCAGGAGGUCCUGUCAGUUAAGGGCGUUGCACCUGGAACUCAGGCUAUUGGGGUUGAGCAAUUCGUGGUUGCUACUCGAGAUGUUCUAUCUGGUCAGAAGUGGAACCUUUCUGCAAAGCACGUCAUUGUCGCAACCGGCGGCGAAGUGGCCAUCCCGGACAGCGUUAAAACAUCUGUACGUCUCACCGGCGAGGCGCAAGUGAUCCAUUCCGCUCAAUACAUGAAUACCAUUGAUCGCAAGCUCCCCAACAAAGCAGCCUCAUACCGAGUCGCAGUUAUCGGAGGUGGCCAGAGUGCCGUGGAGAUCUGUGAAGAAGUGCAGGCGCGGUAUCCAAACGCAAGUGUCAGUCUGAUCUUCAGAGAUUCGGCUCUACGGCCAAGUGAUGACAGUCCUUUCGUGAACGAGAUCUUCGACCCCGAAAGCGUCGACGAAUUUUUCUCACUUGAUUCCCCUUCCCGGAAGCAGUUCUUGAUUAAAAAUAAAGCCACCAAUUAUAGUGUGGUCAGACUUCACCUGAUCGAGAGCCUAUACGAGAAACUCUACGCGCAGAAGCUCUUGAAGCCAAACCCACAAGACUGGUCUCUGUUUGUGGUUCCAAAUCGCGAAGUUUGCGGCAUAGAUGAAGUAGCGAGGGAGGAGGCCUCAUCUGAUCGCCCGGGGAAAGCCCUGUAUCUUCGACUGAAAGACAUGAAAACGGGCCAGAUUAGGAGAACAAACGAUAGCUAUGACUUGGUUGUCUUCGCAACGGGCUAUCAACGGAACCCGCUUAACGGCAUCCUAAAAGACCUCAAGCCUCUGGUCGAAUCCACUCCAGGUGAUUUGGUGCAGAGGAACUAUCGUUUGCGUUUUCAACCGGGAGCAGUCCGCCGUGACGCCGGUGUAUGGCUGCAAGGGUCUUGUGAAGGAACACAUGGAAUCAGUGAUUCCCUUCUCUCCAUACUUGCUGUGCGUUCCGGUGAGAUUAUUGACUCGAUAUUCGGAGUUGAGAAGCCUGUUGAGGUGCGAGCAAAACUGUAGAAUUUAGUGGCUUGGUUAUAUAUCAAAAAGCGAGCCCCUUUGUUGUAUAUCCAGUACCAGUGGGCAUUCUAUAAUUUUGAAGAAUCUA